Messenger RNA from Scophthalmus maximus (turbot), 1540 nucleotides. RefSeq lists its product as uncharacterized. Lineage: Eukaryota; Metazoa; Chordata; Actinopteri; Pleuronectiformes; Scophthalmidae. The transcript has a single exon. The record is from RefSeq and is a predicted model, not a curated record. Gene Ontology annotation, molecular function: DNA helicase activity; ATP hydrolysis activity. The coding region runs from base 182 to 1417 and encodes 411 amino acids. Gene Ontology annotation, biological process: telomere maintenance; DNA repair.
AAGGAGGCAUUGAAGAGUCUAGGGAGUGUUUAUCUCCACAACAGAGAUGUUUGUGCUCAGGAAGCGGUGUAUAGGUUGUCAAAUAUGCAUCUGAAGGAGUGUUCUAGGAAAGUUGUAUUUAUACCAACGGGGGACAACGUUGAGGCAAAAGGCAGCAUCAUGUGAUCUUACAACGGAAGACAUGUGGAUGACUAGUUUAGUUGAUCGGUAUAAGAGUAGGCCAGAGGAUGGCACAUUUAAUGACAUGUGUAUUGCAACGUUUGCAUCGGAAUACCGUGUCCUCUCAAAAUCCGAGAACUGCAAGAACGCGAUUCAGUUAGGAAACCAUUGCGGUUCUGUGACAAAACGAACACGAACACAACCUGCAGUUGUUUGUUAUGCUCGUUUUUCGGAGGAUAAAUAUCGGGAAGCCUUUUGCCAGAGUAUUUUGCAGUUGUUUCUUCCUUAUCGUGUGGAUGAGCAGCUUAGACCUCCGAGCUUUGAAAAAUUUCAGCAGUUUUACGAGAACGGUCACGUCAGGCUUAGUGACGGAUCAAUGCAUUCCGUCAAGGAUGUAGUUGAUGUAAAUCGAGGUUCGUUUGAAAUAGAAGCCGAUGAAUUGGAUAAGAUCCAGGACAUUAUUGAUUCAGAGGGCUUAUUUGAAGAUGCCUGGUGUGAGUUGUGCCCAGAGAAAGAGUUGGAGCGUUUAGAGUGCAAGGAGGAAUUGAAAGAUAGGGAACCGUUGGAAGAAUACGAGGUAAACCCUACAGGUGAGGGAAACGUUCCAGAUUUAGCAGCUGUUGGCGAACCGGUUGCACAGGUUGCAAAUUUAGAAAAAAAGAACAACAUGUGUAGAAGUGACGGUUUGGCUUUAAUUAGGUCUUUGAACGAGAUCCAGUUGUCUGUUUUUUAUCAGGUCCGGCAAUGGUGUUUGGAGAAGGUAGCGGGUAAAAAACCUGAUGCGUUGCACGUGUUUCUAACAGGUGGUGCAGGCACAGGAAAGAGCCAUUUAAUUAAGGCUAUUCAGUAUGAAGCCACAAGGUUAUUGUCAACAAUGUGUCGUAAUCCUGACAACAUUUGUGUAGAGUUAACGGCUCCUACGGGGAUUGCUGCAUACAAUUUGCAUGCAGCAACCAUUCACAACACAUUCGGCAUAGGGAUAGAUGUCCGGUUACCGUACACCCCAUUGGGUGAAGAAAGGCUGAGUACUUUGCGUGCGAAAUAUAGUGAUCUGCAGCUUGUGAUAAUUGAUGAAAUAUCCAUGGUUGAUCACAAGCUGUUGGCGUACGUUCACGGUAGACUGAGACAAAUUAAACAGGUUGGUGACUUCUCCCCAUUUGGAAAUGUGAGUGUAAUUGCUGUGGGAGAUUUUUUCCAAUUGCCUCCGGUGAAAGGCAAGGCCCUGUAUGUGGAAGACGAAUGUUGCAAGUCUGUUUAAGGUUGUCGAACUAAAGGAAAUUGUUAGGCAAAAGGAUAGACUGUUUGCAGACCUGUUGAACAGGUUAAGAAGUCGAUCGAAAGGGACCCCAAUGUUAGACAGGGACGUGGAAAUGUUGAAAAG